Messenger RNA from Epinephelus lanceolatus (giant grouper), 2579 nucleotides. It is a transcript of the gene cmpk2, whose product is annotated as cytidine monophosphate (UMP-CMP) kinase 2, mitochondrial. Gene Ontology annotation, biological process: dTTP biosynthetic process; dTDP biosynthetic process; dUDP biosynthetic process. Lineage: Eukaryota; Metazoa; Chordata; Actinopteri; Perciformes; Serranidae. The record is from RefSeq and is a predicted model, not a curated record. Gene Ontology annotation, cellular component: mitochondrion; cytoplasm. Gene Ontology annotation, molecular function: dTMP kinase activity; nucleoside diphosphate kinase activity.
UGUAAUGCCUCGCAGUCAGUGUUAUUAUAGCAGACUGAAACCGGUCAAUACGACCUAUAGCCCAAACAAAUGGCACGGCGCACUAUGUCUCUGCUUCCUCACUGGUCCUCUCGUGUUUUCUCCGUGGAGCUAGAUGGAGCAUCCGUCUACUUUUCAACUGGUGAGAAGCACCGGGGAGAAGAAGUGCCACGGGUGUUUAGAGAGAUCCACAACUACGGAAGGUGUUACUCUCUCCUCGUCUGCAGCAGCGACACAAUCAGACGUGCCAAGUUUUACGGGGAGCUGAAAGACAAAUUGUUGAGAGACUUGCCUCCGGAGUGUCAUUUGUCUCCCAUGCUCUCAUUUCUGCCAAAUGUCAAGGAUUCGCUCUUAAAGGGCUACUUUUUAAAAGAUUAUUCUCAGAGUUCAUCCCCGACAGAGAGACUUCUGAGAGGUUUGAUACAGCACGAUGAUCCGGUGCUUGUGUGUUCGUACUCUAAAGGUGAGGACGGUGAGCCGUGGACUCAGCACCUGUGGUCUCAUGCAGACAGACACGCGAUGCAAAUGUCACAGGAUUACUAUGUGGUACCCUCAGAGGCUCCAGAGUGUCACCCAUCUACUCUCAACAUCAUCAACUCUGAUGUGUUCUACAGUUUCCAGGAGGCUUAUGAAGUACUCAGAAAGUGCGGUGACAUCAUCCCAGAGGCGACGUCUGUGCUGGAGCUGCUGCCCAGCAGAGCGGAGGCCAGAAGUAAACCAGACUUCCCUGUUAUUGUCAUAGAGGGCCUGGAUGCCACAGGUAAGACCACUCUGACUGAGUCUCUGAGGGAUACUCUAGGGGCCACUCUCAUGCCGUCCCCUCCCCAGUGCCUGUCCCCCAUGAGGGCCCGCUUUGAUCGGGAGCCGCCACUUAUCCGCAGGGCCUUCUAUGCUCUGGGGAACUACAUCACAGCGAAACAAAUCGUCCAGGAGGGCAUGAAGACACCUGUCAUCGUUGACAGAUUCUGGCACAGCACAGCAGCAUAUGCCAUCGCCACAGCAGUGAGUGGUCCAGUGUGCAACCUUCCAGCGGAGGGUUCGGAGGUUUACCGCUGGCCCAGUGACCUGCUCCAGCCCAGCCUGGUGGUCGUACUCACACUGGACCCUGAGGAGAGGAUGAGGAGGCUUAGGGACAGAGGUCAAGGAAAGACUGAAGAGGAACAAGAGCUGGACCACAACCAGCUUUUCAGACUCAAAGUGGAGAAGGCUUACCAGAGGAUCACUGGGCCACCAUGCGUCACUGUGGAUGCUAGUCCUUCUGCAGACCAAGUGCUCCAACAAGUGCUGCUUUUAAUUAGGGGCAAAUGCCACUUGUAAACAGUUCUCCAUCUCCCCUGCUGUCGGCCAAGCAUCAAGUGGAUGUAGUACCCCCUGUCGCCACUGGGUGCCAGUAAGGUGUUGUGGAUGCCUCAGUAGGGGGAAUGGUGGCCAGACUGGAGUGUGGAGAAGAGAUUCUUUUCAGAAUGAGUAAAGGUUGAAUGGCCAGGGGCCAGAACUGCAUGCUACAAUCAGACAUACAUAUUCAUGUAGACACACACAUGCAUGGACUGAUUCUGACACACAUACACACACGCACACGCACAAAAGUAUUGUCAAGAAGAAGUGUGCACUUAACUGCUGUUGUGACCUCUCAGAAAUCAGACAGUGUAGCCUUCAGACACAGUGUAGCUGCACUCAUUGACUACCAUUUGUGUUCGAACGGACACUGAGGAAAUGGAUAGAAAUAUUUAUAUAAGCACCAGUCAGAUAGAGUCCAUUUAAGUGCAUAAGUGUGCAAAAAUCCAAAUCUCAAAACAUUUAAUAGAUCCACAAGAAUAAAAACAGUGAAAUACACUCCGAUAACAUGCUUUUAAUUUGUUAAAAACAUGUUUCAAAUUAAAAGACAGUGACACUAUCGGUUUGUCGUUUACACUUGACUUGUCGACUUGGACUUUAACGCCAAACACUCAUGACUUCACUUUGACUUGAGCUUUUGACUUGAAAAUGCUUGAUACCUUCCCCCCAAACCAAUUUGGAAGGGGAAAGUUAAAGACAUUUUUUCCAAUAUGAGAAGAGUUGAAUACGAGACAGGACAGACUACAGAAUUCCUUCUGUCGUGGUAUUGGUUAAUCGUGCUAUAUGCUAAGAAAGUACAAUAUCAGCGUUGUGUUUUAUGCUUAAGUUCAGUCGCACUUGUUUCAGUGUUUAAAAAGCAUUCAUAAUUAUUUUAAAUGCAAUAUACUAUUAGUCUGUGGUUGAAAUAGCAGUACAACAUUUGGUGAAGAGCGCACUGUGACUUGUAGAGGACCAGAAAUUCAGUGGGACUUGACUUGGGAUUGGUCAGCCUUGACUUUGGACUUAAAUCAGAACUUGCAUGUCUUGACUUGGGACUCGAAUUAGGACUUGAGUUCAAAGACUUUACACUUACUUGUGAUUUUCAAAACAAUAUCUUGGUUCUACCUCUGUUUUGGGGGUUCCUGUUUGUCUUAUGUAAAGCUAUCAAUAAGUUAUACAACCUGUAUGUAAGUGUGUCUGUGUUCAGCUUGAUUAUAUACGUGCAUAUAAACUCUGUGAACACUUUU